This is a messenger RNA of Argentina anserina (silverweed cinquefoil), 435 nucleotides long. RefSeq names its product RING-H2 finger protein ATL70-like. Bases 1 to 435 code for a protein of 144 amino acids. NCBI's taxonomy places the organism in Eukaryota, Viridiplantae, Streptophyta, Magnoliopsida, Rosales, Rosaceae. The record is from RefSeq and is a predicted model, not a curated record. The transcript has a single exon.
AUGGAUCAUGACGAACUAUAUGAUGCUGGUGGAGUCUUCAUUGGUGUUAUAGCCAUAAUCAUACUGAUCAUUGUUGUUUCUUACUGCCAUCGCCGGCAAUCUCUGGUGGAUAUUUCAGGUCAUGAUGAUGAACCAUCUGCAACAUUUGAACAAGGCCUUGAUGAAGCUACAAUAUGUUCAUAUCCAAAGCUGCUUUACUCAGAAGCCAAGCUGCACAUGCGUGAUUCAAUAUCAAGUAGUUCUCCUUCUUCUUCAUGCUGCAUAUGCUUGGCUGAUUUUGAAGACAAGGAUGUAUUGAGAUCUGUCCCUAAUUGUGGCCAUUUCUUUCACCAAAUUUGCGUGGACAAAUGGUUGCUGCUUCACCCCACAUGCCCAGUUUGCAGAAACGAACUUGUCGAUCCAUUGACUUAUGUUGGUUCUGUAGCUGAGGUCUAG